AUGGGAUACUGUAGUGUGGUGGUGAGCGUGUUGGCGCUGACGGCGCUGGCGACGGCCGAGCCGUCAAUCAGAGACAAUUCCUUGGACGGUGGGGAGCGGGUGCUGCUCGUGUCUCCAGUGUUGGCCCCUCCUAGGGACUCCAGGACACAUGACACGACGAGGUCAAGGCAGUUCCCCAUACUAGUGCUACUUGCUCAGGCGAACCCAUCGUAUGGUCGUCUGGAGCCCGAGGCCAAGUCCUUAAAAGGCAACCCGCAACCAAUUUACGUGAAGAAACUCGAAGACCAGGACAAACCUGAAAACCUGAACAGACAGAAGCGCCAUCUACUGAAGAAGAAAUUAUUAGGUCACGGUCACCAUCACCACGGCGGUUACGAUGGUGGAUACGGCGGUGGUAACGGAGGUGGCUACGGAGGCGGAUACGGCGGCGGCGGUGGUUACGGCGGAGGCGGUGGAUUUGGCUACGGCGGUGGCGGCGGCGGAGGUGGCGGCUACGGUGGAGGUGGUGGCUACGGCGGAGGCGGUGGCUACGGCGGCGGCGGUGGUCAUGGCGGCGGCUACCAACCUAACUACGGUCAUGGCGGCGGUGGUUGCGGAGGCGGAUGUGGUGGCAACGGAGGCUACAGUAGUGGCACUGCCACCGCUACCGCUACCGCUACCGCUACUGCUACUGCUACUGCAGGCGGCGGUGGUUAUGGAAAACGUUAA
Spodoptera littoralis (African cotton leafworm) is the source of this 708-nucleotide messenger RNA. NCBI's taxonomy places the organism in Eukaryota, Metazoa, Arthropoda, Insecta, Lepidoptera, Noctuidae. The record is from the annotation of a GenBank genome assembly.